Messenger RNA from Pimephales promelas (fathead minnow), 845 nucleotides. RefSeq lists its product as uncharacterized. Lineage: Eukaryota; Metazoa; Chordata; Actinopteri; Cypriniformes; Leuciscidae. The record is from RefSeq and is a predicted model, not a curated record.
CAGGAGGGAGUGUUUUUCAGUUUUGGGACAGACUGGUGCAGCUACCCAGACACAGAACUGCAGGGCCACUUGAAAAGAGCUCACAUCUUACCAAACUCUCUGACUGGCUACUUGUGCAGGAAACAUCAAGAACUAUGAGUUUCAAAGUGAGCCUGUUGUUCCUGACCAUGACCGUGGUCGUAGUCUGUGGUCAGAGGAGACGAAUUGCAAAAGAGGAGUGGAACUACCGUGACGGCUCUGAGAAAGUAAGCAUGCGAGGAGUAGCAAAUCUGACUGAAGUGCUUGAUGACUGGAGGUUUGACAUCCUGAGCCAAGUUAAAGGACUCCUGCAGAAUGACCAUCAGUCUUUGCUGCCUGACUACUCCAGGAUCCAACCUCUCUCUGAGGCGCUAGAUGACUUGUACAAGGAGUUCAAUGCCCUGAAAACUCGUCUUGGUGAGCUGACAGAGAAGUUUGGACCAUUGGAAACCUUUGUCGAUGAACUGAAGACAGAGAGGGCAAGUGCGAGCGCAGCGCCUGCUAACCCGGUGCGCAGACGGGUCGUUAAGAAGAUGCCUGUUGUCUCCUAAAAAGCUCUGCGCUUGAGUAGAGCUGGAUCUCUCUUAACAGCAAACGACUAUCAUAUAGAUUCGUUUCGCAGUCUUUCUAUGAGCUUCUCACUCUUUUGGCAUCUUGUUGCUGUAUGUUGCUGGGAAACAGGUAAUAAACACUAUGCUGAACUGAAUGUCCCUCCAUGGUUUAUCUGAAAGCAGCAAUUUAAAAUGUGACAGCCUGGUCAUAAUUAACGUAGCAAAAAUAUAAUGGACACGGCUGUUACCACGGUGCUUAUUUUUAGAAUCAUUAUA